This is a messenger RNA of Pistacia vera, 897 nucleotides long. Its product is annotated as class V chitinase-like. Gene Ontology annotation, biological process: carbohydrate metabolic process; chitin catabolic process. The record is from RefSeq and is a predicted model, not a curated record. Bases 1 to 897 code for a protein of 298 amino acids. Lineage: Eukaryota; Viridiplantae; Streptophyta; Magnoliopsida; Sapindales; Anacardiaceae. Gene Ontology annotation, molecular function: chitinase activity; chitin binding. The transcript has a single exon. Gene Ontology annotation, cellular component: extracellular region.
AUGGUAUUAACCAAAAAAAUCAUUUUCGUCUUCCACAUCUUCUUGAUCUCUUUGAAAUUGCAUCCUGCAAAAGCACAAACGUGGAUCAAGGCUGGUUACUGGGACUCGAGCAGCGAGUUUCCCAUUUCACACAUAAAUCCUUCUAUUUUCACUCACCUUCUUUGCGGUUUCGCCAAUCUCGAUUCCACUUCCUACCAGCUCUCUUUAACACCUUCCGAGGAAGAGCAAUUCGCCAAGUUCACAGUCGCUUUGAAACAAAAAAAUCCAUCGGUCACUGCACUUCUAUCCAUCGGGGGCCAACGUGCUAAUUAUACAAAUUUUUCUUCAAUGGUAAGCAACUAUUCUUAUAGAAAAUCUUUCAUUGAUUCUUCAAUUAAAAUGGCUCGAUUUUAUGACUUUCAAGGCCUAGACCUUUGCUGGAUGUACCCAAGGACAGGAUCUGAUGUGUUUAACAUGGGUACUCUCUCUGGAGAAUGGCAAGAUGCAAUCGAAUUAGAGGCUAGAAACUCUGGACAGUCACAACUGCUCUUGACAGCAAUGGUUGGACAUUCACCAGGGAAUUAUCCAAGAACUUACCCCAUAGAUUCGCUGCAACGACACUUGAACUGGGUUCAUGUUAUGGCUACUGACUGCUACACGCCUAUGCGGAUGAAUGUUACAGGCCCUCAUGCAGCUCUUUUUGACCCAAAUAGUUCUGCAAGUACUGAUCAUGGGAUAGAGGAAUAUGGAGGGUUAUCAUCUAGAAGGUUGGAUUUGUGUUUGCCUUGUUAUGGAUUUGCAUGGACACUUUUGAACCUUGAGGAUAAUGGUGUUGGUGCACCAGCCACAGGACCUGCCCUUAAUAAAUAUGGAUUUCAGAACUAUGAAGAGAUAUUGAAUCUCAUUCAGAAAUAUUGA